Messenger RNA from Dioscorea cayenensis subsp. rotundata (Guinea yam), 2426 nucleotides. Its product is annotated as protein RRNAD1. NCBI's taxonomy places the organism in Eukaryota, Viridiplantae, Streptophyta, Magnoliopsida, Dioscoreales, Dioscoreaceae. The record is from RefSeq and is a predicted model, not a curated record. Bases 45 to 1817 code for a protein of 590 amino acids. The transcript has 13 exons.
UCGAGAGACGAGAGUUCAAAGCUUCGAGGAGCUCACCGCCGGUGAUGGCCGCCGGCGAUCGGAAAUACUCGUGCGAGUCGGCGGCUGAAACUCGAGAAUGGAUGAACGCCAUUGCUGACUUCCUCCGCCCCUUCAAGCCCCUCGUCGAUGCUCACGUCGUCAACUUCUUCAAGGGUAGGCUUUGGGAGCUCGUCGAUGAGCAGUGGAUGGCGUGCCUCCGUAAAGAAUCGGUUGAGAAUCUUCUCAAUCUCCCCUCUGGUGUCAUUCAGGAUUACUGGCCACUGUCACUUCAAGAAUUUGUGAGAAAUUUGACGUCUCUUGUGUUACCUCGUGAGCAAGAAUUGUCUCAUCCGAUUUUCCCAAAUUUACGUGUUAGUUCACUUGGUAGUGUUCUCACUCAAGGCAUGAAUAUGAAGAAAAAGCACGAAGUGGAAAUUCUUGCUGCAGCUACUAAUGCUAUUGCUAGUGGUGUUGGAGCUCAAAAAAUUAUUGAUGUUGGUUCUGGUCAGGGUUAUCUGGCACAAGCGCUGUCUUUUCACUAUCAGCUUGUAGUCAUAGCAAUUGAUGCAUCUUUACAUCAUGCUGAUGUAACAAAUGCACGGGCAGAGAGAAUUAAAAAGCACUAUGCAGCCAAAUUGCGCAAGUCUCAACAAGGAAAUGUACAUAUGAAAGUGCCACAAACUGUCACCUGUCAUGUUCUUUCUAGUGAAACACUGACUACCAUGAGUAGCACUUCAUCUGAUAAAGAAUAUGUUAAACAAUCUAGUGAUGGUUCUGGAAAAAGCACAGAAAUAAACGCUCUGGAAAGCUCAAAAGCAGGUAGAGGAAGCACCUUGUGUAAUCAGGUCACUCCUUUGGUUCUUGUUGGGCUUCAUUCUUGUGGAGACCUUUCUGUGAACAUGCUCAGGUCCUUUGUGGAAUGCGAGCAAGUGAAGGCACUUAUCUGUAUUGGCUGUUGUUACAACUUACUAUCAGAAGAAUGCUCUAUGAAAUUUGAUGUCCCUUGUGGUUUUCCAUUGAGUAAUUUUGCUAAACCUGCCGGUAUGAAGCUUGGAAAGAAUGCACGUGAUCUUGCUUGUCAGAGUGCUGAGAGAUGGAAAUGUCUCACUAAAGAUGCUGCUCUUCAGAAUUUUGAUCUACAUGCAUUUCGUGCUGCCUUCCAAAUGGUUCUUGAUAAGCAUUAUCCUGAAACUCUGAAAUUGAGUCCAACAAUUGGUCGACAAGGUAAAGCUCUACGUCGGCGAUUAUUAAGGAGAAAUCUAGCAUCCCAGUUGGAUGUAAAAGAAGUUGAUUGUUCUGCAAUUACUCCAGAAAUGGCUUUUCAAGGAAAAAAAAGUUCAUUGGCACAGAAUUCUAGUGAAGUUGAAGUCAUUAAUCAUCUUCACAAUCACCUAGUACCAGAAGAUGGGCCAUGCACUAUGUCUGGCCACGGACAGUCAUCACAGUCCUGUGCUUGUUACAACAAUAAGUGCGAUUUUAUUUGCUCAUCAGCAAAGGCUCAUAAAGAUGUGCUUUUUGAAGAAUUUGUCAAGUCUGGACUAGAUCAUCUUGGCUUCAGCCUUGCGCAGAAUAUCAACGUAUUUGAGAUUUGGAAGGAAAUUCGACCUUACACUGAACUUGUUGGUCCUUUCUGGUCUCUUAGGGCAUCACUAGGCCCCCUGAUUGAAACUUAUAUUCUGCUUGAUAGGUUAUUAUUCCUUCAAGAGCAAGGUGAAUCAGUGCAAGCAUUUCUCAUCCCUCUGUUUCAUCCUACCAUCUCACCUAGGAAUAUGGCAAUAGUUGCUUGGAAAACUGGCUCAGAUACAAUGUGGACAUAAUGUGGUAGUUGUAUCUUUUUUACAGUCAGCUGGCCAGGUCAUUCUGUGGUAUUAAAGGUGUGACAAUAUGGUAAGCAGUCUGCGUAUUUUCUGCUGAGACAUCCCCCACAUGAUGGCUUAUAUCAGUCAGUUCAUGUGCUAUAACUUCACUAGGAGAAAUGUCAAUGAGAUCACUCAGGUCUUAGACAUAAAAUGUCGGGCAUGCUGUUUGCUAUUGUUAGAGAUCACAAUGAUGGACUUUUAAGAUGUUCACUAUGUAAAUGGCAGCAUGAUAUUACCUGGGAAUAUUCUGAGGGCUUUCUUUUUGCAACACUAAAUUAAAUAAUGUGAUUUAGAUAUUUCUAUCUCAAUUUUCCGAACUCAACCAACCUUUGAUAAUCUCAACUUUAUUAUCAAUUAGGGCGUUUAUGGUUCUCUAAAGAAAAAUGGAAAAAUAAAACAUUAGAUGCAUAAAAAACUUAGAAGCACCUCUAACACUUCCUAAUUUCAGAAGGAACACUUGGAUGACCCAAUUGUGCAUAUAAAGUUAUAUUGCUUCAUUUUCUAAGAAGAAAAAUUGACAUCUUGCAUUGAUGUUCAGCCAACCCACCAGUAGAUUAUGCACAUCUU